UGCUAUUAAUCUUUGUACUUUAUAAUGUAGGUUUAUGAUAUUAAACGAUAAAGGCUACUUUGUACGCAGGUUCAUCUAGUUUUACAUAUUUGAACAAGGUUUAAAUUUGAAAAGUAUACAUUACAUAGUGUAAUAAUGUUCAGUUAUUUUCCAAUAAAAUUGGAUUUAUUGAAAAAGGAGGUACUAGACUAAAAGGAAACAAACAGAUAUAUAAUUUGUAAAAUUUGGAGAAACAGAUAAAAUAUCCUAAAUAUGAAGACUCAUGGUACAGUUGUUCUUGUCACAGGAGCAUCGGGAUUUCUCGGACAACAUGUUGUAAAGAUGUUACAGACACGUGCAGACCACGUGCAGGAAAUUAGGAUAGUAGAUGUUGUCCCUUUUAUAAAUAAGUUGGAUUAUAGAGAAGAGAAACCCGUGCAAGUCACUGUUGGCAGCAUCGCUGACGCUCAAUGGCUGUAUGAGGUGUGUCGCGGCGUGGACUGUGUAAUGCACCUAGCUAGCUGCAUUGAUAUAUCUCUGUUCCCAAAUAAAGAAAAGUCGUACAAAAUCAACGUAGACGGAACUCGAAAUAUAGUUGAUGCCUGUCGUAAAUGCAAUGUUCCUAGACUAAUAUACUGCAGCAGUAUCGAGGUAGUUAGGGGCAAAGACCACAUAUACAAUGGCACGGAAAAUAACACCUCUCCACCUGAUCACUUCCUUUUCAAGGUGUACGGAUAUACAAAGAAACAAGCAGAGGACUUGGUAAUUCAGGCAAAUUGUCCAAAAUUGUCAACAAUUUGCCUUCGGCCUUCUAGUAUGUAUGGAGAACUUGAACCACGCUUAAUUCAAAAUGUAGCAGGCAGCUGGUUGGGCAGAAAAACAAGAUAUUUUAUGACUGUAAACUGUGGUAACGUUCAGGCUGACCAGUCUUACGUUGGAAACUGUGCUUGGGCUUUCGUUUGUGCUGAUCGGACAUUGCAGAAGUCGAGGUCAAAUUCAGCAGCCGGGAAUGCUUAUUUCAUUCGGGAUGAUACGCCACAUGCAAAUAUUACAGAACUAAUUGUACCAAUUGCUGAAGAAGCAGGAUUUAAACAUGUUCCAUUGCAAAUACCUGUCUGGUUACUCGCGUUUGUAGUAUUUUUGACGUAUCAUAUUUUAAAAAUAGUCUCUGUGGUAUAUCCCGUUAAUCUUCAGAUUGGUACAGACGCCGUUUAUAGUUUAAAAAAGGUAUGCCAUCUCAGCUAUAAUAAAGCCAGACAAUUGUUAGAUUACCAUCCAAUCUACAACUUCCAGGAAACGAAACGUUUUACUGCAGCUUACCUCACGAAAAUAAAAAAUGAAUAUUCAAAUCAAUGUUCUGAAGGAAAGAAUACUUAAACCCAGAAACAAUAUAAUGAAAACUUUUUAAUUUUAACUGAGAUUCUAUCCGGCUUUCAAAGAGUAUGCUGUUAAAUAACAAAAUUAAAAUUCACUAACUACAUGUUAUAACAUUUUGGGAAAAUACAUUAUUAUCAGAUUUCUCAAACAAAUCUGUUAUUUUAUUUUAAGUAAAAUUAAAAUUAAAAUUUAAAAGUAAAAUUUCUUGGUACAGUUCUAUACAGUGAACUUUGAACGAACAUUAGUAUACGCGUUUGUUUAAUUUACAGACCUAUAUUUCAAAGUGUUAUUUAAUGACUUUUUACUAGUAUCUUACGAGAGUAUGUCAGUAUCCAUUGUACACUGAAGGUACUGCCAGUUUGUUUCAAGUUGAGUUGUUACUAUACUGGACUAUGGCUCCGCGGUAUUGUGUUCAAACCUCAGUCAUCCCAUGAAUCUGUCUAAAACAGGGCAGUGCUUUUUUCCCUCGGCGUACAUCGAUUCACAUCAACUUUUAAAUAGCAAUUAAUAGAGAUAUAGGCUUGUUAUCAGCUAUAUAGAGGUGGUGGCUAAAUAUGCUGAGAUUAUUUAAUAAAUUGUUUGCAUUUGACGGUGCAAGAAUUGCAAAAGAGUUUUAGACUAUGAUUAGGAUCAUCUAAUUAAAAUAGUAACUGGUGUUCAGAAAUCAACAAGUUUAUUUGACUGAUAGCUUUUAGAAUUAAUCUCCUUGACAAAUUAAUAUUUCUGAGGCAAAAUGAAGAGUAUUUAGAUUUUAUGCUGAUGAUUGGCUGGAGAAACUUCCAAAACAGUACAUAGCACAGAAAGCCAAAGAAACGUUUGGUGUUUCAGUGGACCAAAUGACAAGCGGACAAACAUACAAUGUAAUAUGUGGACGCAAUGGUCGAGAGGGCUAAGACGCUUUCCUACGGAGGUGAAGGCCCCUGGUUCGAUUCCUGGCUACUCGCAUUGCGGUGUGUCCUUGGGCAAGGCAUUUUAUCACAAUUGCCUCAGUCGACCCAGCUGUAAAUGGGUACCAGCAAAUUGCUGGGGGUAAGGUAUAAUUGGUUUUAACUGUUCUUAAAAUAGGGUCGCUCAAAAGCUCUACAGAGCUUAUGUAUAUUGUUUCACGACGGUCAAUAAAAUUUACGCAGUU
Messenger RNA from Mercenaria mercenaria, 2488 nucleotides. RefSeq names its product 3 beta-hydroxysteroid dehydrogenase/Delta 5-->4-isomerase type 2-like. The record is from RefSeq and is a predicted model, not a curated record. Gene Ontology annotation, molecular function: 3-beta-hydroxy-Delta5-steroid dehydrogenase (NAD+) activity. Bases 253 to 1356 code for a protein of 367 amino acids. Gene Ontology annotation, biological process: steroid biosynthetic process. NCBI's taxonomy places the organism in Eukaryota, Metazoa, Mollusca, Bivalvia, Venerida, Veneridae. The transcript is spliced from 5 exons.